AAUAUUCACUCGGCCACUGUCCUCCCAAUUGCUGAGACUGCCAGGCAGGGCCAUCUGUUCUGCGGCCCUUCCCCUGGCGGAACGGCACAAUGACUGUGUUAUUUCUCUUCCAGCUUCGCGUCACAUCAUGGAAGCUGUUGCCAAGUUUGAUUUCUUGGCCUCCGGUGAGGAUGAGCUGAGCUUUCACACUGGAGAUAUCCUCAAGAUCUUAAGUAACCAAGAGGAGUGGCUCAAGGCAGAGCUUGGGAGCCAGGAAGGAUAUGUGCCCAAAAAUUUUAUAGACAUCCAGUUUCCUGAGUGGUUUCACGAAGGCCUCUCAAGACACCAAGCAGAGAACUUACUUAUGGGCAAAGAGGUUGGUUUCUUCAUCAUCCGGGCCAGUCAGAGCUCCCCAGGGGACUUCUCCAUCUCCGUCAGACACGACGAUGACGUCCAGCACUUCAAGGUCAUGCGAGACAACAAGGGUAAUUACUUCCUGUGGACUGAGAAGUUUCCAUCCCUAAAUAAGCUGGUGGACUACUACAGGACAAAUUCUGUCUCCAAACAGAAGCAGAUCUUCCUGAGGGAUAGAGCCCAAGAAGAUCAGGGUCACCGGGGCAACAGUUUGGACAGGAGGCCCCAGGGCGGCCCACACCUCAGCGGAGCAGUGGGAGAAGAAGUCCGGCCUUCCAUGAACCGGAAGUUGUCAGAUCACCCACCUGCGCCUCCCUCCCAGUGCCACCAGCACCAGCCGCUGCCCCAGCCCUUCACCCCAGUCCCGCAGCCGCUACCUCAGCAGCGGUACUUGCAACAUCAGCAUUUUAGCCAGGACCGCCGUGGAAGCAGCCUGGACAGCAAUGACGGGCCCUGCGGCCUGGGCGUGGGCAGCGAGAUGAGCGCUGCGCUCAUGCACCGGAGACACACAGACCCGGUCCAGCUCCAAGUGGUGGGGCGUGUGCGGUUGGCCCGGGCACUGUACGACUUCGAAGCCCUCGAGGAGGACGAGCUGGGAUUCCGCACUGGACAGGUAGUCGAGGUCCUGGACAGCUCCCACCCCUCCUGGUGGACCGGCUUGCUGAACAACAAACUGGGCCUUUUCCCGGCCAACUACGUGGCACCCAUGAUGAAAUGAACACUUUGGGGUCCAGGGCUUUUUGUCUGAAGCUGCCCACAAGAGGGGGAGCAAGAGCUGGACCCCACGACUGCAUCCACAUGCUUGAGCCUUCAGGCAUGUGAGUACAUGCCUACCGGUUCCAAACAGCAUCUAUAAGCACACCUAUGUGUGCGCACAUUUUAUAAUAGUAUUUAUUGACAAUGGGAUUGGGUAAUUAAUUGAUCUGAAAGGGAACACAGGUGGAGAAAGAUAUUCAGACGUCUUCAUCUGCUCCUCUCAAGGGUGUGUAGAAGGCAGCAGGGGGAAGUGGGAAGCACAGGCAGGGGGAUGAUACAGAACUUUCUGUCCCUGGUCUCUCCCCAAUUCCUCUCUGGCUGGGGAGAUUUCCCAGAGAGCAGCUAAGCAGAGGCCACAUGCCUGGCCACAGCCAAAGAACAGCAGGGAGGGACUGGACGUGGUGGGGCAUGUUGGGGCUCACCUGCGUACCCACGCACCUGGAGGGCUCACAGGGCAGCUCACCACCAUUCUCCACCGCUGCACUAAGGUAGAGCCCAUCCAGGCCCACAGGCACCAAGCAAGUCUGAGCAGGAAGCGAGCAGGGCAAGGACUGCAGCAGCAACAACACAAGGCAGUCCCUGCCACAGCAAGUCUGGGCUCCUAGCCGCUGCCGCCAGCAAACGCUCCUUGGGUAGCAAGCUUUUCCCUGUGGUGGACGGGAGAGUGUCUCUAAUGUGGAGAAACAAAGAUGGAGAUGCCUCCGACAGGUGCCAAGCGCGGAGAAGCAGGGGGAGUGGAUUUUAUACAGAGCCCCUGGGGCCUACUUGGCUAUAACCUCCGUUUCCCCAGCUACAAGGAAAGCAGCAUCCUGGAUUCUGUCAAGUGUUUGGAGAAGCACUGGCUGAAAAUGCAGAAUGCUAGAGUCAUUGUUUGACAGCUUCGAGGGUGUCUCUGCAUGGCUCUGUUCAUUUUUUCUCUUGAUUUCCUAUGCUUAAAGCUUCAUUGCCCAGCGGCAGAGAGAAGCCAAGAGCCUUGACUAUGGAUCGAUAGAUGGAUUGAUGGGUUGAGUGUGACUUAGGGCGAGAGCUGGCUUGAAAAGAGCUUCCUGAUCCAUAGGACUGCUGAACCUCUGCUGGCCAAGAGGUGCCCCUGGGGAGAGGAACCUCACUGCCACUGUCCCUCCUCUACACCUGAAACAACAAUGGUGUGUCCUAGUGCCAAUGCUGGGCAUGCAAAGCACAGCUCAGCCUGGGAGGUGAGCAGCAGGGACCUGGAGAGGAAUCUCUGUGCCUUAGCAGAGCCUGGGAACACACAUUUUCCACGGGGUACUCUUUGAAGGAAUGUGUGGGGGCACAUGGCUGUGUGUGUGCAUACAUGUGUGUGCUGAGACAAGAGAAAAAAGGUUGGGGUGGUGUUAGUGAGGAUACGUGGUGGGGGCCCGAAGCCUUUGCUCCUUCUCCCAGCCCUUCCUGCUGUAGGGAGGAACAGAAGAGCAGCCAUUAGUUCACUUGAUAAAAGAAGAGUGCUUCUGACUCAGAAGGGACUUCCAGUGUAACGGCAGCUCUAUCUCUUGUGACUCUGAGUCUACAGUUCUCUGAUCCUCGUGUUCACGUUAGAGACUGGGGGAAGAAAGGGCUCUGUAGUGGGAACUGGGAGGGAAGGGAAAAUAGCCUGGAAGGGUUGGGGAAGCAGAGGGUAAGUUAGGAGCGGCUGCAGCCUUCAAAGGCGAAGGCAGGGUGAAGAGAAGAGGUGAGCAUUUUAGUGGAUCUCAGAGCCUGGGAGAGGCAGAGGGAGGGAAGGGAGCAAGAGGUCAAGCGGGGGUGUGAAGACAGGCACAAUAAGGGUCUGAGCCCCCAGAAAGGGCCUGGGGGAGGGGAUUGGAGCAGGGCAAGGAGCAAAGAUUCCCCGGAAGAAAGAAGCAGUGGAAGGGGGCCAAGGCACAGUGGACCUCAUCAGCCAUCUUGGUGCGAGGUAAAACAUUGCAGUAAAUAAAAGCCCAAAAUAAUGUUGAUUUGACAGUAUUUGCAAACCAUAUGCUUUAAACAGCCCACCAACUUCAUCCAUUUGUCAGGUUCUGUGGGAGGACCAGCCCCGGUUAAGACAGAGACAAAUUAUUCGAUUCUGGUCUGGUUCUUGUGCCUGGGAACACUUUGCUAGAAGGCAGUAACAAAGCAGUGACUUGUUCAGCUGGGUUGUCUUCGGUGUCUCUGUGUAAGGGGGAAGGGAUGGGGAGGGGCCCAAGGGUCCUUGGGCUGCACAGGCUGACCAUGCAGGUGAGUGGCAUGAGCAGGACCUCAGAAUGCCUGGAGCCAGGCACCCUGUUCUAGCAAGGACCAUUGUGGGAGUGUGUGAGAGUAUUGUAGGUUGAGGUGCUCAAACUGCCUUGCAUAGCACCAGCGUGGUUCAAUCUCAAAGGUCACAGGAGAAAGUCACACAAGCCACCACACUGAGCAGGACACGUAGGGACUAAGCUAAGAAGAUAAGACCAAACUCUUUACACUGGGUGGGACAGGGUGCAAGCUCAACCCUCCUUGAAACCUCUGCUGCUGCUGUGUGGUGGUGAGUGGCACAUGAGGGGUUGCUCCCCUGCCCCCAUCCGUACCCCAGUUUCUGCUGUCAGCAUUUCAGGGGUGAAUGCUAGGGCACAUUCACCCAGUGCCUCUCACUGGUGACAUGACCAGCACAUUGCCUCUGAUUUGGGCUGCAGUGGUCUUAGUGGCUUCAGGGCAGGGAAUUUCCAGAGAAAAACCAGUUCCUGUUGGGCCAGUUGAGUUCCCCUAACUGCCUGCUAAGGCUCCCUGUAUGUCAACUAUCUGGCACUUGCCCCUGCCCACCCACUUUUAGACAGUCUCACAAUGAGCUAAAGUGGCUGCUUCUCAAAUCUUCAAGUGCCUAUGAAUUGCCUGGGGAUCAUGCUAAAAAAAAAAAAAAAAUGGAGCUGCUGAUUUGAUCCUGAAUUUCUAACCAGCUCCCAGGUACUGCUCCCAGGCCCACACCAGGGGCUUCGAGAGCAGAGAACUUGGCAGUGAGCUAAACAGCUACAUACAUCUAAUUGGAUUCUAAUAAUUGGAUUCCUUUGCUGGGAUGUUCAGUCAUUCUCUGUCAUUGAUGAAGAAAUCACUUCAGCUUUGGGACAGACACAGUUGACAACUGUCUUCAUGACAUCAUUCAUGUCUGACAGCCCAAUGGUUUCCCAUCUUCAUCACUACCAGGAAUCAAAAACUUUCUGAGUAGCAAGUAUUCAGAUGAAACGCAAGCUGGAACUUCCUGAUGGUGACUACGGAUUUCGGAGAGCAGAGGUUACCGAAGUUGUAAAAGCUUUCUCAGGAAAUCUUUAAACAUAAAAUUGAGGCCCAUCAUACGGGGCUCUAAGUGAGUCAAGGGUAGGCGUGUCUGUGACCUCUCUGCUAACCUGCUGGUGCCUGUCUGUAGUCCCAAGUGCUCAGAAAAUAGAAGCAGGAAAGCGCCUCAGCCCAAGAGUUCAAGGCCAGCCUUGGGAAAACACCCAAAUCCCGU
Messenger RNA from Octodon degus (degu), 4606 nucleotides. RefSeq names its product GRB2-related adapter protein 2. NCBI's taxonomy places the organism in Eukaryota, Metazoa, Chordata, Mammalia, Rodentia, Octodontidae. Bases 128 to 1111 code for a protein of 327 amino acids. Gene Ontology annotation, molecular function: protein binding. The transcript is spliced from 7 exons. The record is from RefSeq and is a predicted model, not a curated record.